AUAAUAAGAAAAAAUUUAAGUUGGAAUAAAAUAUAGUAGACUACACACAAGUUCCAGCAAAAACAUUAAAACGUUCCGCUGCCUCUUUUUUCGUCCCAGAAUUUUUCUACAGAAAAUUAAAAAAAAUUGUUUUGAGGCUGAGAAGAAAGCAUUUUCAUUUAAGUUUUUUGGAUCAUCAGCUUGAUUCUCUCAUGGUACUUUUCUUUUUCUCUCUCCCUAUAGAUUACUAUAAGUGUAUUUUGUUUGUAGCUCUGCAUGAAUGGGGUUUAUCUGGGUAGUUAGGAUUGCUUAUGUUUUCUAAGUGUUUAGUGUGUUUGUUGAAUUGACUAGGUUGUUUCAGUUGAGAUUUUGGUUAGUUAAAAUGGGUUAUUGCUAUUUGAGUUCUGUUAUAUGGAUACGAAAGUUUUGCAUGUUGAUGUAUUAACAGGGGAAAUCUGUUGAGUAAUUGGUGUUUCGUUUAAUAAAUUGUGAUCUGUCGAUGAUGUGUGAUUCUCAAGUGGGUGGUGUUGUACUUUGAAUCAAGUAUGGUGGAAGUGGAAGUAAGAAUUUUGAGUACUGAUUGGUUUGUUAUUGUGGGUGGCAGUAGGUAGUGUGUAUAAUGGCUGGUUCAUCAGGUUUAGGUUGGGAAAAAUCUGAUAGUUCUAGGGGAUUGAAUGGUUGUGUUAUUUCAAGGGAGAGGAAUGGAUUGCAUGAUAAUGGGAAUAGAUUAAGUAGUUUAGGUAAUGCAUCAAACAACGACAGAUUCAUGCAGGGAGGGAAGGUGAGAGAAACCGGCUCGUCUAGAUCGAAUUUGAUGGAACAAAGUGAUCUUAGCUUGAGGCAGUGGUUAGAUAAACCGGAACGAACUGUGGAUCAUUUAGAGUGCUUACAUAUAUUUAAACAGAUUGUAGAAACUGUCAAUCUUGCACAUUCCCAAGGUGUUGUAAUCAAUAACGUGAGGCCGUCUUGUUUCGUCAUGUCAUUGUUCAACCGUGUCUCCUUUAUCGAGUCGGCAUCAAGUUCUUCUGAUUCUGAUUCCUCGGAGGAUCGCCCGAACAGAAAGCCCUUAGGGGGACAAAAUAAUUCCUCAACAGAGGUAUCUCAUCCUAAUACUUCUCAAAGGGCAUCUGAUACUAGUUGCUUACGAUCAAGUUCGGUUUUUCCUAUGUGUAAAUCAUCAAUUGAAGAGAUUGAAGAGAGAAAUGUAGAUGAUAGCAGGAAACUUGAAGAAGUUAAGGAAAUCAAGAGAAAUUUCCCACUGAAACAGAUAUUAGCUAUGGAGAUCGGUUGGUAUACUAGUCCAGAGGAAGUUGAGGGUUCUCCAAGCUCCUUUGUGGCAGAUAUCUAUCGGUUGGGAGUUCUUCUAUUUGAGUUGUUCUGUGCAUUUAGCUCGACGGAAGAAAAGCUUAGAACUAUGUCGAAUCUCAGGCAUCGAGUUCUACCUCCUCAGUUGCUUUUGAAAUGGCCCAAAGAAGCCUCAUUUUGCCUCUGGCUAUUGCAUCCAAGGCCAAAUACUAGACCAAAAAUGAGUGAGGUGUUACAAAGUGAGUUCCUCGUUGAACCAAGAGAUAGCAUGGAAGAACGGGAAGCUGCAAUGAGUUUAAGAGAAGUUGCAGAAGAACAAGAGUUAAUUGCGGAAUUCUUUUUGCUGACCCAGCAGAAAAAACAAGAAGCGGUCGAAAAGCUGCAAGAUACAAUAACUUUGAUCUCUUCUGACAUUGACGAAGUUCAGAAACAGCAUUUAGUUAUUAAUAUCAAGGGAGGUGUAUAUACGGAAAUAAACAGCAAUGGUUACAGAAUGAUAGAUAGGAUAGAAAGUCUACCGGUGAAUCCUGAUAGAAAUGAUGAUUGGACUGCCAUGGGAUCUAAAAAGCAUUCCAGGUCAGGUAUGCAGGUUCAAGAUGAGGAAGUUCAUGAACAACCAGCUAAGGUUCAGAAGUCGGGGACAGAAACAGAAAAACAAGAAAGUAUUUUGUCUAAAAGUUCUCGGCUGAUGAAGAACUUUAAGAAACUAGAAGCAGCUUAUUUCUCAACUAGGUUAAGGGCAACCAAGCCAAAGACAAGACCGCGUAAUAGAUAUUCCGGAAUGAAUGCUGAUGGUAAAGGCUCCAUUGUUAUGACCGAAGGUAGUUCAGUUGAUAACUUUUCUUCCAAGGAGGGACACAGUGAAGAAAGUAAAAGGACUGGUUGGAUAGAACCAUUUCUUGAGGGUCUAUGCAAAUAUCUUUCUUAUAGCAAGUUAAAAGUUAAGGCAGACCUCAAGCAGGGUGAUCUGCUGAAUUCUUCAAAUUUAGUAUGCUCCUUGAAUUUCGAUCGUGACAAAGAACUUUUUGCUACAGCUGGUGUAAAUAAGAAAAUUAAAGUAUUUGAAUGCGACUCAAUUUUAAACGAGGAUCGUGAUAUUCAUUAUCCUGUAGUUGAGAUGGCUAGUAAAUCAAAAAUUAGUAGUUUAUGUUUCAAUAGCUAUAUCAAAAGCCAGAUCGCUUCAAGUGACUUUGAUGGUGUGGUGCAGGUGUGGGAUGUUACGCGGAGUCAAGUGACUAUGGAAAUGCGGGAGCACGAGAGACGUGUGUGGUCUGUUGACUUCUCACUUGCAGAUCCUACAAAAUUGGCCAGCGGUAGUGAUGAUUGUGCUGUUAAGCUAUGGAAUAUCAAUCAGGUAGGAAGUAUUGGCACCAUAAAGACCAAAGCCAAUGUCUGUUGUGUUCAGUUUCCUCCUAAUUCAUCACAUUCACUUGCAAUUGGUUCAGCAGAUCAUAAUAUAUAUUGCUACGAUUUGCGUAGCACAAAAAUACCUUUGUGUACCCUAAGAGGUCACUCUAAGACCGUGAGUUAUGUCAAGUUUGUUGAUUCCACCACUCUUGUUUCUGCAUCUACGGAUAACACACUGAAGCUUUGGGAUUUAACAACCUGCACAUAUCGGGUUCUUGAUAGUCCGCAGCAAACUUUCACAGGGCACACAAAUGUUAAGAAUUUUGUGGGUUUAUCUAUAUCGGACGGCUACAUAGCUACAGGCUCUGAAACUAAUGAGGUUUUCGUUUACCACAAAGCUUUCCCCAUGCCCGUAUUAUCCUACAAAUUCUGCAACACAGACCCGGUCUUUGGUUAUGAAUUAGAUGAUGCUUCACAAUUCAUAUCCGCAGUUUGUUGGCGUGGUCAGUCCUCUACAUUGGUUGCAGCCAAUUCUACAGGAAAUAUUAAACUCCUGGAAAUGGUAUGAUUACUAACCCUAUGUUUACAUGCACCAAAAGUAAGUGCUCAUGGCUGCUAAAAUGAAAGCUUGAAAUACCACACAUGCCUGCUAAAAUGGAAGCUUGGAAACCGCAACACUAAUGAAAAAAAAUCAUUUUAACAGCGAUAAUUUCAUACGCUUCUUGGGUUGAGAUAUACAAUCUCAGGUAUAGUACAUGAUUGAUGAAUGAGCAGUUGUAGAGAAAGACAGGGGAUGGGGGAGAUAAGAUAGGAAAUGAAAUGAAAUAAAAAAUAAACAAGAGUUUUGUUUAUGUAUAUAAUAACAAGAAAUUAGUGGGUUGUUUUAUAUAUGUAAUUAGGUGAAAUGAUACAAUUUGGGUUGAUAUUAUAAUGCCCAAUUCAAAUUUUAAA
Messenger RNA from Papaver somniferum (opium poppy), 3582 nucleotides. Its product is annotated as protein SPA1-RELATED 4-like. The coding region runs from base 599 to 3199 and encodes 866 amino acids. The record is from RefSeq and is a predicted model, not a curated record. Gene Ontology annotation, molecular function: protein kinase activity; ATP binding; protein binding. Gene Ontology annotation, biological process: protein phosphorylation; photomorphogenesis. The transcript is spliced from 7 exons. NCBI's taxonomy places the organism in Eukaryota, Viridiplantae, Streptophyta, Magnoliopsida, Ranunculales, Papaveraceae.